Messenger RNA from Hypomesus transpacificus, 5973 nucleotides. RefSeq names its product coronin, actin binding protein, 1B (gene coro1b). Gene Ontology annotation, molecular function: actin filament binding. The record is from RefSeq and is a predicted model, not a curated record. The transcript is spliced from 13 exons. Gene Ontology annotation, biological process: cell migration; actin filament organization. The coding region runs from base 333 to 1862 and encodes 509 amino acids. Lineage: Eukaryota; Metazoa; Chordata; Actinopteri; Osmeriformes; Osmeridae.
GUUCCCUUUCGUCUUUAAUAGGCGUUGAUUUAACCUACCUCUAUUGUAUUGGACAUGCUUGCUGAGGACAUAUAUUUUAACAGAUAUUGGAUUUUUUACAAUCAACGAAAUAGAAAAUAGUUGUACAUCGGGAGUUAUCUUUUGUGGUAUGCAUGUCUAGUAACAUUUCUUCACUAACAUCGUUGUAGGUCGGCCGUGUGUAACCGCUUCACGGACAGAGGAAAGGAUUAAGUUACUGCUUGUGGCGGAUUAAUUGAUCGGCGCUUGCCCUGGUCGGGUGUUUGGCCUUUUUUUCAAUUUAAAGAUUGCUUGUUAUCAAGAAAGCCAACAUCAUGUCAUUCCGGAGAGGGGUGGUCCGACAGAGUAAGUUCAGACACGUCUUCGCCCAGGCGUGGAAGACGGAGCACUGCAUCGAUGAUGUGAGAGUGUCACGCGUCACAUGGGAUGGACCCCUCUGCGACGUCAACCCCAAGUUCAUAGCUGUGAUCAUCGAGGCUGGUGGAGGCGGCUCGUUCCUUGUGCUGCCAAUCAGCAAGAGUGGCAGAAUUGACCAGUCGGCUCCUACUGUGUGUGGGCAUGCGGCCCCCGUGUUAGACAUCCAGUGGUGUCCCCACGACGACAACAUCAUCGCAAGUGCCUCAGAAGACUGCAGCGUGAAGGUGUGGCAGAUCCCUGACGGGGGCUUGACCGCACCCAUGACCGAGGCCUUGGUGACGCUGGAGGGACACAGUAAACGAGUUGGCAUCGUGGCCUGGCACCCCACAGCUUUCAACAUCCUCCUCACCGCAGGCUGUGAUAACCUGGUGUGCGUGUGGGACGUGGGGACUGGGGAGCUGGUGUAUCAGCUGGGCGAUGCCCACCCAGACCUGAUCUACAGCGUCAGCUGGAACAAGGAUGGCAGUGCCAUCUGCACGGUGUGCAAGGACAAGGCUCUGCGUGUCAUCGACCCCCGUCGGGGGACUGUUCUCAAGGUAAGAGAGAAGGUCCAUGAUGGCACACGGCCAAUGAGAGCCGUCUUCCUCUCGGACGGGAAGAUCCUGACCACCGGGUUCAGCCGCAUGAGCGAGAGGCAGAUGGCCUUAUGGGAUACGAAGGAUCUUUCUGAGCCAAUGGCAGUUCAGGAGAUGGACACCAGCAAUGGUGUUCUCCAGCCCUACUAUGACCCUGAUACCAACAUGAUCUACCUGUGUGGAAAGGGGGACUGCACCAUCCGGUAUUUUGAGGUGACCGACGAGUCGCCAUACGUUCACUUCCUCAGCCUGUACAGUAGCAAAGAGCCUCAGCGCGGAGCUGGAUUCCUCAGAAAACGGGGCGUGGAUGUCAACAAAUGUGAGAUUGCCAGGUUCUACAAGCUGCAUGAAAGAAAAGUGGAGCCUAUCGCUAUGACGGUACCACGCAAGUCAGAUCUGUUCCAAGGUGACCUGUACCCAGACACAGCUGGGUUGGAGCCCUCUCUCCUGGCCGAAGAGUGGAUCGCUGGGCAGGAUGCGCCACCCCUGCUGGUCUCCCUGAGUGGGGGAUACUCUGCUCCCCCCUCCAAGCACAGAGACAUCCUCAAGAACAAGCCCAAGUUGACAUCGCAGGGGUCCGGGGCGGGGUCCGCUUCCACCCCUCAGCAGGUCACCAACACCCCCGUGCCCACGCACGUCGCCAGGGACACAGAGAGUGAUUGGGUGGGGCAGCCGAAGGUGACCAGAGAGGCAGAUGGGGUAUCUGACCGAGUAAAGAGAGAGGCCCAGGACGAGGUGCUGAGCGAGGUGCUGGCGGAGGUGAAGGCCCUGCGCUCGGUGGUGCUCGCCCAGGGCCAGAGGAUUGAGCUGCUGGAGAGGCAGCUGGCACGCAUCGAGGACGGGGACGUAUGAAGGCCGGGGGGGCCCGGAGGCGGCGGGGGCGCCGCUACACCCAAAGGGCAUUCUGAUGUCACUCCAUAGACCAUAGCCUUACUAGAAUCAGCAGUACCUUAAGCUGUGUGCGCGCGCGAGUGGGAGAAUGUAGUUUUGAAGUGUAGCUCAGUGACCAACUGAAUCACAGUUGCCGAGAACCAGGUCAGGAGUUGUGUAGGUCAAUUACACCCCACCACCCUUUAGAUGCCGCUUUGAUUAAUAGGGGGUGAUUAAGGAAUAUCAUCUGCAUACAGCAUUAGUUGACAUUACCUGUGAUAUGAUAUUAAAAUGUUAUGAAGAAACAUAGUGAUAUCCUACUUGAGGGGGCACAGUUAAGAAUCAGUGCAUUCUGCAAAUGUCAUAAAAAACGUGGUGUGCAUAUUUAGCGGUACAAAAAAAUCACUUUUACACAGGCCAUCUUAAGUUUCGGUGUCAAAGGGAUAUUUUUACAUUUGGCUUAAUUGUGAAUGAUUGUACUGUACAGUGCAAAUCAUUCAUACCAUAUACAGAACUGUGUUCACACCCUCAGUAAGAAAUAAAUCCCUCACAUUGUGUAUUAUAAAUCAGGUAGAUACAGCUGCUAAUUGUGAUGUAAUAUCAGACUUAAUAAUUAAUUCUGUCUUCUUUUACAUUUCUACAUUAAUGGCUUUUUCAAUAAUUGUUUUUGAUUAAGACACUUUUACUACAAAUUAUUGAAGAGAAUGAGACUUAAGUGAAAAGGUAGUUGUAUGUUGUAAAUCUUUCUGUGGGAUCUUUUUUUACUUUCAAAAGUUGAAGGUGAUUCAUGCUCAGCUUUCUACUUCCUGAAAUAAUUCCUAAUUGUGAAAUCAUAAUGUGUAUGUAAUACAUGCAGCAGGCACACUUUGUGGCAUCAUACUGUACAUGAUGAUAAUUUGUGAUGUCAUAAGGGGCAAAUGGGUAGCACUGACCAUAAAUAUGACUUAAUUUAAGUAAAUGGAUUAUCAUUGUGUUGUCAUAAGGGGCAAGUAGGUAGCACUGACCAUAAAGAUAGUCUAUCUAUUUAAGUAGAUGGGAUCAAGCUGACACAAAAUGGAGUCCAACGUCCAUUAUGCCAGACAGGUUUUGAGUCCAUCAAUGUCCGUAAACAGUAAAACAACUGACAUGGAAGAAUUAUGGUUUAUGCAAUUGCCAACUUAGAGGUUGUGUCCUAAUUAAGUAAGAAACUGAUGUGCAGCGUCACACCCGAUAAAUUAUACGGAUGAAUGACACAUUUAUUUGUUUGGCACUCAGAUGGCCUUAGUAACUGCCUAGGUAACUAUCAAAUAUACAUUCGCUUUUCCAGUUGCUUCCAUUCUAUUGACCUAUUCCGUAGAACAUCAUAAACUAAUACAAUCCUAAAUGACAGCUUGUUAAAUUGAGUUCAAGAAAGGUAUUGCCCAACACAAUGUGUUCUAAGUAGGAGUAUGUUACUAUCUUAAAAACCACAAGUGCUUCACAGCACUGAACUAAAAUUGUUACAAUGAAAUGUGAGUUGUUGUUUUUUUACUGUUCGAAUGAUGUAAUCCAAGUCUGUAGAACCUAAUUGUUUUAGAUUAAUCUAGAGGCAGCUGUUGUAUUUGUGAUUUAGAAUGGAAAAGGUGUGCGAUGCUUGUCUGUUGGACAGAACUGCAGAAAUAAACAAAAAUAGAAAGUUAUGAUUUUUGCAAUUCUCACUUACCUCGCCCUUCGGUGAAGGGAUAGCUAUUUUGGGUACCUUUCACGGGUUUUUUCCUUGAUUACUUACAUAAUUAACUUCUCUAUAUGCACUGACCGUCCUACAAUUAUUAUUUGUGUGUGGUCAUAAAACAAUAAAGUGACAGUGCACUGUGCAACUCCAAUAAACACUCCUUCCCUAUUUUUGUUUGUAUGUUGUCUUUUUAUGACCGUAAUAUGUUACAGUGUGAAUCAAAUGAGGCCAUUUGUGGCUUGAUUGACGUCCCCCCCCUGUAUCACAGUGGCCAUGAUCAAGUUUAUUUUCAUUGACAAGAAACACCUGUAGUUAAGAAUGUAAUUGGUUAGAGUAUGUUAUAUAUUUGUUGUUGAAGUUUGCAUUUUUCACUGAAGUUAUCUGCAGGAUGUGGUCAGAAGCUAUGGGUGGUUCCAAAGCCAUGUGGUCGUGCUUUUGAUCCUUCUGUUAGUUCCACUGCUCACAUCCUGUCUCUCUCAGCGCUGGCUGCAGAAAGAAAUGAUCUCAGUAAAUGUAACUUCAAAUACUAUCAGGCACAAUAUACACCUUUGUUACAUCUAAUUCUAAAUGAAUAAAAUGCAUACCACACACAUUACCAAUGUCUGGGGUUUUAGUUUAAGUGAUUCUCCUCUGUAAUGUAGUGUUCUGUGUAAUGUGUAAUCUUCACUCCAGAAGUUACAUUUUUAGAAUGAGCCAUUUACUGUCAUCCACGUAAAACGUACAAAUCUGCAAGUUCACUUUAAAGCAGCACAAAAUAUCCACUUCUCCACCUGGGCGUACAGUAACGUACUGUACAGCCUCACAUUCACCAUAGAACAGCUUCCUCUUUCUGCAUUUGGACUACACGUGAAUAUCACUCUAUUCCCCAUGCUUCUACAGCACCAUGCUUUUUCUGUUCAUCUGUCAUCAAGCCAUCUCUUCAAAUUCACUCAUCUAAGUCUCCACCCCCGUGCUUCCUGUCCUGCUGUUGGUGUUACUGCUUUACUUUGCUGCUUUGCUCUCUCUCUCUCCUUCUUUCUAUUUGUGUGUCUUAAAGUAAGCAUUGCAGACACACCCCUGUCAUUACUUCCUGUCUCUAGGGAUAAGUUAUCUGCCUGUCUGUUGAAAACUCAGCAUCCCUUGGGUCAUACGGCAACACAGUGAUUCUGAUCCUGAAUAUAUUUAAUGAAUGCCAUCUAUUGGGAAUGUCACUGUUGCUUUGAAGUAACGAGAAUCUUUAGGCAACUACAAGUUUUUUCUUGAAUUGACAAGAGACAAAUCAACUUACUUUGUAGAAACCUACUUUGACAGGCAUAUCUGAAGUAACCAUGAAGGACGAGACCACAUCUGAUCGAGUGGUAGUGACUCUCUGUUUCCUUCUUGUCUUCCUCAUUCUUCUUCUGGUCUACCUGUACAUGAAACUGAACCGUGAAACCAGUGGACAGUAUACACUUCGCAGAAUGGUUUAUAAGGAGGGAGGAGUCAGAGACCGGGUGAGGGGCGGAGUCGGGAUUCUGGAGACCCGCCUUGGUCGCCGCCUGUGGCCACUCAAUGAGAAUGAGGAGGAGGUAGAAGGAGAAGAGAGCGAAGAUGAGAGGGAUGUGGAAGAAGGAAGCAAAAGAGGUGAAAGCGAAGGAGAGGAGGAAAAGGAGGAGGACGAGGGAGAUGACUCGUCGAAUGACUACUCCAGCUUGGAGGGCUGCAACCUGAGGGGCAGAGCAGAGGGAGCGGAGGAGAGGGAGGGGAGGAGAGAGAGCAUGGGGAAGAUGGAGAGACAGGAAAAGAAGGACGAAGCCAGAGAGGAUGGAGGGGUCAAAGCAGGGGCUGAGGAAGGAGAGGGAAACAGAGGAGGAGAUUUACAGAUCGGCCUGAAGCACUUCUCUGGGAGUGCCACCUGGUCUGAGGAAAAGAAAAAACAAGACGACGACAACAACGUGACUGCAUUUUGAGAUCAAAGAGACUACAGUUAUUUGGGUUUUGAUGUAAAGGAAAUAAUAAAGUGGUUUCAGUUUUUUUUAUACAAGUAACACAUUUAAGGCACAAUGACAAAGAUAUGUAAAUUAACUACUGUUGAUAUCUUACAGGUGUAAGUAGGGGAUGUUACACACGUUCACUGUUUUGUACGUUUUGUGUUACUUGCUACCUAUGAUUUCAGAUAGUGUAUCAGACUGGCACAAAUUAUGCUUGAUGUUGGAUGGAAGGUGACUUUUCAUGACCAUUUUACAGAACAUGCAGCUCUGUAAAGUGAUGCUUUUUGUGCUUAAUCUUUCCUACUAGGCUCCCGUAGCAGUGAGGUAUCAUGCAUAGGGUUACAGGCUAGUAAAGAUCUCAUCGUAAUUAAUGUAUAACUCUAUAUUACACAUUGGCUUGUCAUUUAACACAAUAUGAUCAUUUGAAGAACAUUAAACCCUUCUUUAAGCUUGA